AUGACGGAGGAUUCGGCGUUGAUUGAACGCAUCAAAAAUGUCUCGUUGGACGGCCCGAUGGGCAAGCUGAACGAAUCGCAGCGCCAGACUGUGGAGAAGCUCCAGCGCCUUCAGAAAUCCCGCGAUGAGUUGGACGUGGCCUACAACAAGGAGCUGAACGAGUUGCGCGCGAAGUACGACCUUUUGUUCCAGCCCAUUUACGAGGAGCGCGAGAAGGUCCUGACCGCCCCCAGCGGCAACGAGAAGGGCACCCCGGCACUUCCGAAAUUCUGGCUGACUGCGAUGAAGAACAACAACACUCUGCGCUCGAUCAUCGAGUUCAGGGAUGAGGCGGUGCUGGCGUAUUUGUCUGACGUGAAGGCCGAGUUCCUGGAGCCGCUCAAGCAGGAGUCGUUCCGCAUCAGCAUGACGUUCGAUGAGAACCCGUACUUCUCCAACAAGGUGCUGACCAAGCAGUACACCAUGAAGGUGAUCGACGGCGAGGUGGAGGCCCUCCUCCAGGGCACCGAGGCCACUGAGAUCAACUGGUACCCCGACAAGGACGUGACCCGUCAGACCGUGACCAAGAUCCAGAGGCACAAGCGCACUAAGGAGACCCGCACUAAAACCGAGGUCGAGGACCAGCCCAGCUUCUUCCGCUUCUUCACCACGCAGGAGGUGCCCACCAAUGAGGCCCUUUCGCGUAUGACCAAGCAGGAGAUCGCAGAACUGGAGAUGUACGUGGAGGAGGACUACGACAUCGGUAUUGUCAUUAGGGACAAGCUGAUCCCGGAGGCCAUCUACUGGUACCUCGGCGUCGCAGAGGACGAUGACAUGGAUGAAGAUGACGACGACGAUGAAGACGCCGAGAGCUAUGGCAACUCCGAUUCCAAUUUCUCCGAAUCCAAUUGA
This is a messenger RNA of Babesia bigemina, 891 nucleotides long. RefSeq names its product nucleosome assembly protein 1, putative. The coding region runs from base 1 to 891 and encodes 296 amino acids. Gene Ontology annotation, molecular function: chromatin binding; histone binding. The record is from RefSeq and is a predicted model, not a curated record. Gene Ontology annotation, biological process: nucleosome assembly. Gene Ontology annotation, cellular component: chromatin; nucleus. NCBI's taxonomy places the organism in Eukaryota, Apicomplexa, Aconoidasida, Piroplasmida, Babesiidae. The transcript has 4 exons.